Molecule: messenger RNA, 669 nt
Organism: Funneliformis geosporum
Lineage: Eukaryota; Fungi; Glomeromycota; Glomeromycetes; Glomerales; Glomeraceae
Source: the annotation of a GenBank genome assembly
UGAAACCCAUCAGCUCAAAUAUAAUUGACAUAACGAAUAAUCAUUUAAUGGAAAGAUUAAAUAUAAAAUGUGAUUAUCAUUUAUGGGUUCCUAUUGUUAACGAUGCUACGAAAUAUAUUAAUCAAUUAAUCGAUAAUUCUGACACUCGCGAUAAAUACCGUAGAAAACUCCAACUUUCAUUUAUACCACUGGAAGAAACGUAUUCAUUUAGCAAACAUUAUGAAAUGAAUUGGGUCCACUGUUUCGCCAACAAAUUGUGGGCUCCACGAAACCCACUCCUAAAUAAAAACUCAGAAGGUUGGCUGAACUGCCAUAUUUUGACUCCAUUAAUCAAUGACUUCUUUUUGACAUGCGAAGAAAUUCAAGUACAUCGGAGUGAAGAGAUAUCAUUGACGUCUAUUGAGCAUAAAAACUUAUCACGUGAAGAAUCAGAAAGAAAACAAUAUGGUCACAAAAUUGACAUUCUCUUUCGCAUCGAUGACACAGAAUACUUUGGUUCUGAAACAUACGUUGACGAAGAUCCACAGAAUUCAAAACUGAUUUCCUACAAGCAAAAACUUUUCCGAGAGAUGAAAGACCAACUAGACCGCCUCUUAAAAAAGUUAAAUUUUACAAGAGAGACAGCUAGGGAGAUAAAGAAUAUUAUUAUACAUGGAAUAAAUCAAGGAG